AUCUAACCAUUUAAGACAAAACAACGAAGAGAGAGAUCGUGUAAGAGGAAAAUUGAGCAAAAAAUGGAGGCUUUGGUUUGCCGGAAACUAGGAGAUCCAACGGCGACGGAGCCAGGGAGUACAGAAUCUCCGGUGGAAGUGAGCAAAACCCACCCGAUCCCGCCUCUGACCUCCGACACAGCGGUGAGAGUCAAAGUCACAGCAACGAGCUUGAACUUCGCGAAUUACCUUCAGAUUCUCGGCAAGUACCAGGAGAAGCCUCCGUUGCCUUUCAUCCCUGGCUCCGACUACUCCGGAAUCGUCGACGCCAUCGGUCCAUCCGUCACCAAACUCCGCGUCGGCGAUCGCGUCUGCUCCUUCGCCGCUCUCGGUUCCUACGCUCAGUUCAUCGUCGCCGAUCAGUCUCUCAUGUUCCUUGUACCGGAAGGAUGCGACAUGAUCGCUGCAGCUGCACUUCCUGUUGCGUUUGGGACUUCUCACGUUGCACUUGUCCAUAGAGCUCGUUUGACCUCUGGUCAGGUCUUGAUGGUUCUUGGUGCUGGUGGUGGUGUUGGCCUUGCAGCUGUACAAAUCGGAAAGAUUUGUGGAGCUGUUGUCAUUGCGGUUGCUAGAGGGAGUGAGAAGAUUCUGCUGUUGAAGUCAAUGGGAGUGGAUCAUGUUGUUGAUUUAGGCAGUGAAAACGUUAUUACAAGCGUUAAAGAGUUCGUCAAGACAAGAAAUCUCAAAGGAGUUGAUGUUCUGUAUGAUCCUGUAGGAGGGAAACUCACCAAGGAGUCUAUGAAAGUUCUCAACUGGGGAGCUCAGAUUCUUGUGAUUGGUUUCGCAAGCGGUGAAGUACCUCUCAUUCCCGCUAACAUAGCACUUGUUAAGAAUUGGACGGUUCAUGGUCUUUAUUGGGGCAGCUACAAAAUCCACCAACCCAAUGUUCUUGAUGAUUCCAUCAGAGAAUUACUGUCAUGGCUUGCUAGAGGAUUGAUCACUAUUCACAUCUCUCAUACCUAUAGUCUCUCCCAGUCCAAUCUUGCAUUUGGGGCCAUCAAAGACAGGAAGGCAAUAGGAAAAGUGAUGAUUGCUCUCGACCACAAGGCUACUCUGUCUUCAAAACUAUAGACACUCUCUGUAGCCACAGAAGAGAACUGAUUCUGUUUCUCUAAGUUUACCAUGUCAUAAUGUAGUUUACCACACAUCCUGUUUGAAUUUAAUAAUCAUGACUUGUUUGAAUUCUCUGGAAAUAACUUUUUUUUUUCAGAAUAAAUUUCAUAGUAUGUUACUGUUUUGGUU
Molecule: messenger RNA, 1281 nt
Organism: Raphanus sativus (radish)
Lineage: Eukaryota; Viridiplantae; Streptophyta; Magnoliopsida; Brassicales; Brassicaceae
Exons: 6
Coding region: 64-1110 (348 amino acids)
Molecular function (GO): oxidoreductase activity
Source: RefSeq, a predicted model, not a curated record